Messenger RNA from Chinchilla lanigera (long-tailed chinchilla), 7189 nucleotides. It is a transcript of the gene Ttll11, whose product is annotated as tubulin tyrosine ligase-like family member 11. Gene Ontology annotation, biological process: microtubule cytoskeleton organization; protein polyglutamylation. NCBI's taxonomy places the organism in Eukaryota, Metazoa, Chordata, Mammalia, Rodentia, Chinchillidae. Gene Ontology annotation, molecular function: tubulin binding; tubulin-glutamic acid ligase activity. The record is from RefSeq and is a predicted model, not a curated record. Gene Ontology annotation, cellular component: cilium.
CCCGCGCCGUCCCUGUCCAGGCCCAGGCCGGCGCCAGCGCCCACGCGGGAGCUCGGCCAGCACGGGAAGCCCAGGGGCAAAGGACGAGGCUGCACGCGGAGCACGGGCCGCGGUCCCGACGAGCCGCGGCCGGUCACCGUGGACAGCUCCAAGGCUAGGACCUCGCUGGAAGCCCUGAAGAUCAGCAUCCGCCAGCUCAAGUGGAAGGAGUUCCCAUUUGGCCGACGCUUGCCUUGUGACAUCUAUUGGCACGGAGUUUCAUUUCACGACAAUGACAUAUUCUCCGGUCAAGUGAACAAGUUUCCAGGCAUGACGGAGAUGGUGCGUAAAAUUACCCUGAGCAGAGCAGUGAGAAUCAUGCAGAAUCUCUUUCCUGAGGAGUACAACUUCUACCCUCGCUCGUGGAUUCUGCCUGACGAGUUCCAGCUCUUUGUGGCUCAGGUUCAAAUGGUGAAAGAUGGUGACCCCUCCUGGAAGCCCACUUUUAUUGUGAAACCUGAUGGUGGUUGUCAGGGUGACGGAAUCUACCUCAUUAAAGAUCCCAGUGACAUCCGGUUGGCUGGGACCCUCCAGAGCAGGCCAGCAGUGGUCCAGGAAUACAUCUGCAAACCUCUCCUCAUCGACAAGCUCAAGUUUGAUAUUCGUCUGUAUGUCUUGCUCAAGUCCUUAGACCCCUUAGAGAUUUACAUAGCCAAAGAUGGACUUUCUAGAUUUUGUACCGAGCCAUAUCAGGAGCCCAGUCCCCAAAAUCUACACCGUGUCUUCAUGCACUUAACCAACUAUUCACUGAAUAUUCACAGCAGCAACUUUGUCCAUUCAGACAAUGCUAGCACAGGCAGCAAAAGGACGUUUUCCAGCAUUCUUUGUAGGCUGUCUUCCAAAGGUGUUGACAUCAAGAAGGUCUGGUCUGACAUCAUCUCUUUGGUGAUUAAGACUGUCAUCGCCCUGACUCCAGAGCUCAAAGUGUUCUACCAGUCAGACAUCCCCACAGGGAGGCCGGGACCCACCUGCUUCCAGAUUUUAGGUUUUGACAUUCUUCUGAUGAAAAAUCUGAAGCCUAUGCUACUGGAAGUUAAUGCAAAUCCCAGCAUGAGAAUCGAACAUGAACAUGAACUCUCUCCAGGGGUGUUUGAAAAUGUCCCCAGCCUGGUCGAUGAAGAGGUGAAAGUGGCCGUGAUCCGAGACACACUGCGUCUCAUGGACCCACUGAAGAAGAAGAAGGAGACCCAGUCUCAGCAGCUUGAGAAAGCAUCAGCCGGGAAGGAAGACCCUCUGGACAGUGAGCAGGCUGCCGCCCCUGACACCAACCCCGAAGCCCACCUGCCCUCCAUUUGCCUCAAGCAGGUGUUCCCCAAGUAUGCAAAACAGUUCAACUACCUGCGCCUGGUGGACAGGAUGGCAAAUUUGUUUAUCCGGUUCCUGGGAAUCAAGGGGACGAUGAAGUUGGGACCAACCGGCUUUCGUACCUUCAUAAGGAACUGCAAGCUCAGCAGCAGCAGCUUGUCCAUGGCAGCCGUGGAUAUUCUGUACAUCGACAUCACACGGAGGUGGAACUCCAUGACCCUGGACCAGCGGGACUCAGGGAUGUGUUUGCAGGCCUUCAUCGAAGCCUUCUUUUUCCUGGCCCAGAGAAAGUUCAAGAUGCUGCCACUGCAUGAGCAGGUGGCCUCGCUGAUCGACCUAUGCGAAUACCACCUGUCCCUGCUGGACGAAAAGCGCCUGGUGUACGGCCGGAUCAGCACAGUGAGGGGCCGGUCCCCCCACAGAAUCUCCCACCAGGACACCUGUCCCCUACCCCGUGCCAAUGGUGCUGAGUUCUCCCAUCCCAGACCCACUCUCUCCUGAAGGCCACUCUGUCCUCCCAGAAGAAGACGGUGCCCUUCAGGGCCGAGGACAGCGCUGGGCUUCUGCCCGUAGAGGGACGACAGGUAUGCUGCCAGGAUCCCCGUCUGCGACUCCUGUUCAUUUGCCUCUGUGUUCUGCUGAGCUCCCGCUUCGCAAGGCUGAUUCUUGCCGCCUUCCUCCUGGCACUUCUUGGUGACACACCCUGUUUGCCAGUCAGCAGUGGACAUUUGACAUCUGAAAUGUGACAGAUGGCACCUUCUAUUCUGGGCUCGCAGGAAGCACUAACUAGGGCAAAUCUGUUGUGUUUGGGGUGAAGAGGCACAAACAACCCCAAAACCGAGUGCUUUGGAGAGGAAGCUGAGCCCUGGAUCUGCUGAGGCCUCUGAGAGCUGCUGGUUAAAGCCCACCGGCAUCACGUUCAUUUCCUACCCCCCAAAAUGAAGUGGAAAUACCAAGUAGGCAGAUGCGAACCCCCCAGCCCCACCCCCACCCGAUCAUGUGCUACACUGGUGUAGUCAACAGAUUAGCCUCGUUUAUUUCACUAGCUCACCUGUUGCUGCAAUGUUUGGUUUGUUACUAAUUAAGAUAUAAUUAAGAUACAACUAAGUUAGACCCCUACGGCCUGAGAGCUGGCAGGAGCCGGAGUGGUCAUCUUGUUUGACUCUGACCCCAAAGCAGGGAUCCCAUUAUCAGCUAUCUAUGGUCCAGAGGAUGGACCCCUGAGUGGACCCCUGCAAGGGUGGAGCUCUGACUAAAUGGUCAAGAGGCCCUGUGUGCCCAGCAUUGUGUUGGGGGCCCUGGGGGAGGGGACAUGCCUUCGGCCAGGAGUUGAGGGCCCAAAAAGAACCAGGGCGAGCGGAAGGAUGCUUGUUGAAAGUAUGGAGGCCUGGGCCAGAGCAAUCGGUGCUCCCCAGGGCUCCUCUGGGAGAAGCAGAGUGUGAAGACCCUGACACUGCUCUUCAUGCCACCCGGACAGCACACAAGGAUUUCACCAUGAAAGGCCCAGGGGACGUGCCAGGAGGUUUGCCAGCAGCUGGGAGCUGAGGAGUCUUUCCUCCCCGGACACUGCUUCUUGAAGUGGCUCUGUAGAAAGUGCUUACUUGCCAAAAUGGAAGACAGUCUUCGGGCCUGAACCCCCACCAAGCACACUGGACUGGGGAGAGGGGAGGAUCAAGAGGUUGAAUUCCAGCCACAUUUUUGGAGUGAUAUAAAAAUGUCGCCACUCAUGGCGAGCAAUGUCCUCUCCACUCUGCGCCUGUCAUCUGGAGGCAGAUCACUGUCAGUUAUGGGGCCCUCUGUCCUGGAUCACACCCUUUCCCUGUGGACAGAGCCGUGGGGGAGCCCCACACCUGAGAGAACACAGCCUCCGAAGUGAUUAUCAGAGACACGAGGCUGCCGUCGGAGGAGGGGCUCAUCAGGGACAAGCUGGGUCCCUUCUCCCCAGUACUGCUGGUCAGAGAACUUCAAGGCGUCUUCACUCUCAGAUCUCUAGGAGACUCCUCCCACCCCCUCAGUUCCCAGGAGCAGUCCCAUCGUGUCUGUCCCCCUUGGUAACCAGCCACCCGUUUGCAGGGUGUGAUUGAAAUGAGACAAAAGCAGAUGGGUCCUUCUUCCUGGCAGAGGGGAGACAGCCAGGGAGACCGGCUGGCUCAGAGGCCUCUCUGUGUUAGAACUCAGGGUCCCUGUGCUUGACUGUGACACGAGCCCAUCUCUUGGAAGGUCCCUUCGGACCCAUCCCAGCCUCUUCUCUCCCCCACCUUGCCUGCCCUUCAUCCCCCUCCUGCUCAUGCCAUGCUGACCCUUGAACUGGCCCACGAACUGAGUUCCCAGAGGGCUGGGGGGUGGAGAGAGUGUGUAAGAUCAGGCUCAGUGGGGGCUGCAUUUGGGGUGUGGUCCCCCAGCACGAUAAGUCAGUGGGUAACCCCAGGAAGACAGCUUCAGCCCGAGAACUGAUCCACCCAACUGGGCCCUGCCCACUUUUUCCCAUGGGCCACUCUGGCUGUGCCCAGCGAGCUUCCUCAUACCCUCACGCUGCCCUUGCCUGCUGCCUUCUUCCAGCACCCCAGGGGACUAGACUCGGCUUUGCUGCCCUUCAAGGGGAGCAUUGCUCCCACUCACCUGGCCAGAGGGCCCCCUGCAGUGCAUGCUGCAGAAAAGCACGAGGUCCCUGGGCGCUGUCAGUGUGGGUCUUAACAGGCCUGUCCUCACGGGAGGAGGCAGGGCCUGCUGGAGACCGAGUCUCAACUCCCAAGCGGGCCUCCGUGGCUCCUCUGGUUUCUCCUCCAGAACUGAUUCCACAGCGUCCGUACUCCUCUGCUCUGCCUCCUACUCCGACCCCUACACCCAUGUCAGCCGGGAGGGAACUGGAGAGCCCUGGAGUGGACACAACGAAGGCUGCCUUCAGCCAGACGUAAUCAUAAUCAAGUCCCUCUCUUUCCACACCUGGACCCCACCCUUCCUGGGCGUGUCUCCAGCAAGACUCUCGGGGCUCUUUCAAUCUCUCUGUCAUCGGACAGGAAGACAAUGUGCCAUUUCCUGCCCAGCGGGAGGUCACCAGCGGGGGCCUGCUCUGUGACCUCCACCCCUCUACCCUUGCUGCUCCCCCUGGACAGCACAAACCUAUGCCUCCCUCAAGGUCCAGCUCAGCUGCCUGCUGCAGCCCAGCACAGAAUGAACGGCCCCCUCCGUGCAGACUUCCUUUGCCUCCCCGUGGGACCACAGCAUUCGCUCCCGCCCAGCCGUGACUUCUUUCAGGGCCAGGCCUAUGUGGGACCCGUGUCACCCCAAAGUGAAGAGCAGGGGCCACCAGGUGCUUACUGAGGUCAGAAGGUGUCGAGCAGUGCUGGUGAGGGGCCAGCGUCCCCACGCCCUUGCUCCUGGUGGCCGGCAGAUGCCCUUGAGGACUGUGCGUUCUAGGCCUUGCCCAGCCAAUUCUCCAGUCACCUCCGGAUUCCAGCCCGGCUCAUUCUCUGUUCAGUCACAGUGGCCAUCCCAUGAUAGAGCCACUCCACCCCAGUGACAAUGGCUUUUCCCACACUAGGAACCUCUCUCUGGCCAAGCUGCAGGUGCCCAGGCACAGGUCUUGGCUGUGUCCCCUAGGCAAUGUUCUUUCUCUUAUUCCUGGGGCCUGAGGAGGACCCCCAGCUGAUGGUUCCCACACUGUCCAGUGGGGCACACAGCCUGUCCCUCGCGCACUGUACAUCAGCAACCCAGACUGUCGGGUGCUUCGCUCAGAGAAGGUCGUCCCGCUGUGGCUGCGGGCAGUCAGGGAGAGGCACUGGGUGAGACUGGGAAGGAAUCAACAUUCCUAGAAGGAAUUCCCUUACUAUGUGAAUUUAACAACCCAUGCUCGGUGCUUCACAGUUUACAAAGUACUUUUAAGUUUGUUUUCUCAUCUUGAUCCUCCCAACCACCUACUGAAGGCUGAGGGUGAUCAUCGCUGUCUUUUCUUCUGCUCAGGAGGUUGCACGGCUCGUCCUAGGGGUCUUGGUUGAUGAAGGGCAAAGCCAGGAUUCUCACCGAGCCCCUGGCUCCAGACCCCUCUGCUCUUUCCUCUGCAUCCUCGUGGGUCUUGGCCCCGUUCUACAGACAUGGGCCCUGGAGGCUGCUCUUCUGCCACUGAGCACCCCAGGAAAGCUCUGCAGGCCAUGUAGAUUGUAAGGGUUCCAGUCCUCAGCCACACAAACGGGGGUGAUUUCUUCCCUCCAUUAAUCUUAGGAACAUUAGGCGAGGCCAUAGGAAGCAUAAUAAAUGUGCAAGUGUUUCGUAAACCAAAGUGCUGCUGAGCUAUAGUGUUACCUUCAGAGGAGUUUCGGGUGUCCUACAAAGUGCAAAGGGAUGACGGUAAAGCUCUCUUGAAUAAUUUUGUCUGCCAAGACAAAUGAAGCCAAAUGAAGCCUCUCCCUCCCGCCUCCUUUUCAGCCUCACUUAUUUAAAGACAUUCGCAGGCUGAAAAAUGGUCCCUGCCCGCUCCUCCGACGUCUGGAAUUUGCCUUGUGAUUGGCAGUGUUACUCCAAAAUAGCUUGACUUUUUUUUCUUUCAUUUUUUGAUUAAUGUCCUAUGCUCCGCGGCCCUAUAACUGAAAACUGGGCUUGCCACAUUCAGUGUCUGAGCACCUUCUCUGAAGCUCAGAAAUGAUAGACGCUCCCUUCGGGGAGUUGCUCCCAGCAGCUGAGGAAGCUGUCCCUGCUCGGCAAGGGGAUUCACCACAGAACAAACUAACCUAAAAUCCGCCUUGCCUCCUGAAUAUUUCUGCCAGUCUCCUAUUUGGCUUAAUGAAUGCAAGAUCGAUUUUUCCCACAUGGUGUAUGAAUUUCUCCCUCACAAAGUAAAUCCAAUUUUUUGUUUUUGUUUUGUUUCAUUUUGUUUUUCUUUUCCAGGACACAAAGGAGCCCUUCUGAAUAGUCAGCAAAUCCCAUUGCUUUCGUCUCUUAUAACCCAAAGUCUUGAUCUUUGUAUUGCUUAGAAAAACCAUGCAGCAGAAUGCACAUACUUAUCGCACAUGUGUGCCCAUACACGGAACGCCCCUGAGCACUGGUAUAAGAUGAUAAGAUCCUUAAUGCUUCCCUCAUUUCUGGCAGUUUGCUUCUGAGUCUCAUUCAGAGAGCAGAGGAAGAAGGGCUCUUUGCAGCCCUGUGGCACAACCUGCUCAACAGGAGGCUCCUGGGAAACGUUGCCUCCAACUGGAAGCACGCCUUUGCUCGGGUUCCAACCCAGACUGUCGUCCUGGGCUGCAGGACCUUGCUGCUCACUCAGCUCUCUGGGGCCCAGCCCAGGCUGCCUGGAUAUUUUCCCUGCAGAAUAUCUUGCAUGAGAAUGGGGAAUCCCAGAGUAGCUCCAGGCGGUUCUGGAAAGACCUAUGGCUUUGAAACCAGACCUGAGUCUGGAUUUUGCUCUAUGUGACCACGCACCAGUGAUUUCUCUCUGACCCUAUUCCUCGCCUGUGAAGUGGAAAUCACGUCACGAUGGAUGCAAAGAGCCUGGCACAGGGCUUGGCACCUGGGAGGUGUCUUCAUAAAUGUCGGUUGAGACGAGGCAUAGUCUCCAUAUGCUGAAACUGUCACAUGCCAAGGAACACUGCUGCCACCUCGUCGGCCCUGGCAGAGGCUCCGGGAGGUCUGGUAAGACCCCCACAGGCCCCAGCCUCCCUCUUCGUGUGCCCAGCACUGCCUUUAAGAAGCUGCAGCUCCUGCCUCUUAGAAGCCUUUAAAAAUUCUUUAUUAAAUUUUCAUGGCACAUGAAGUCAAGGUUCUGUUCCUUGGCCUCAGUUGUCUUGGUAACUUCUUAAAACGCAAUAAUAAAACAAAGCUGAGCAUUGCUAACCACAGGCUCAUUGUACAACAG